This is a messenger RNA of Truncatella angustata, 1663 nucleotides long. RefSeq lists its product as uncharacterized. Bases 275 to 1321 code for a protein of 348 amino acids. The transcript is spliced from 2 exons. NCBI's taxonomy places the organism in Eukaryota, Fungi, Ascomycota, Sordariomycetes, Amphisphaeriales, Sporocadaceae. The record is from RefSeq and is a predicted model, not a curated record.
CAUCACGUUGGCUGACCAAAGCUUCUAGGUCGAAUGCAUUCUUGGAGCGAUACCAGCCUCCGCCUGCAAAGUCGUCACCAACUCGACUUGUAUCUGUACUGAUACUGGCUUGUACAACACAGUACAAACAUGUGUUAUAUCAUCCUGUACUGUUGAACAGGCGCUAGAGAUAUCGAGGAUCCAGGACAAGGCAUGCGAACGACCGUACCGCUCUCGAAGGGAAGAUCUUUGGGGCUUCAUCGGCGUGGAAGCCUUCACAUUGAUUUGUGUCAUCAUGCACAUUAUCGCUCGAAAGUUUAGUUUGCGCGAAUACGGAGUCGACGACUACAUCAUGUUCGUGGUCCUGGCGCUCUAUCUUCCAUUUACGAUACUUGGACAAUAUGCUCGCCUGACAGGUUUUGGCGUGGAUAUCUGGACAGAAAGCAGUGCAACUAUCACUACCGCGCUCAAGCUCUUCUUCGUCGAUGAGAGCUUCUACCUGGCACUUUUGGCUCUAUGCAAGAUUGUGAUGCUGUGCUUUUUUCUCAGGAUCUUCCCAAAUAAGUGGUUUCGUAUUGCGGUAUACGUAACGAUUGGGUUCGUGGCAUUGACGGCUAUUCUAUUGAUUUUCCUGCAGAUCUUUCAAUGCUGGCCUAUAAACUACAACUGGGAGGGCUGGAAAGGAACUUAUGGGAGCCAUCACUGCUUUAACGUCAACACUCUCACCUAUACGGCCGGCGCGAUCUCAAUAUUUCAGGAUUGCCUGCUCCUUGUGCUGCCUCUGCCCCUUUUGCUCACCCUGAACACAAGCUGGCGGAAGAAGAUCAACAUCGUCGUGAUGUUCAGUCUCGGGUUCUUUAUCUUGCUCACGAGCAGCAUUCGCCUGAGAUAUAUUGUGCAGUUCGCUCGUACCCUCAACCCGACCUGGGACUACGUCGAUGUUCUUAUAUGGACGGCAUUGGAGGUCAACAUUUCGAUUAUUGUUAUAUGUCUGCCCGCGAUACGCGCUUUCCUCUCGCAGUCCGUACCAAAGAUCUUCGGCACGACGGUGCGCUCGGCGUCAGCGUCCCAACCAAUUUCAGGCACCCGGGGCACCAAGUUGACGUCACGACAGAAGGGAUCGAAAUUCUCCAGCAUAUUUUCUACAAGAGGGGGCGACGAUGAUGCGGAUAGUCAGCUGGAACUAGGCGAUAGGCGUCAAGGACACACGGAAACAGAAAUAGCCGUCAACUACGGUCAAGGCGAUGAUCGGUCGAACGACUCCAUCGCAAGUCAGCCCGGCAUACACGUCAGGAAGGAGACGUUCUGGAUGGAAGAAGGCAGGGAAAAGUCAUCGAGGUGACAGCGCUAGUGUAACAUAACGAACGACGAAGAAUGAUAAGAGACUCAGCACAGAUUUCCCGUACAGGCCAUGCCAUUGCCUUGGCUGAAUUCAUGGAUCGCGAAAAGUGGUGCCACAAAUGUACGUAUGUUGACUGGUUGUGGCUGCUUUCGGUAAUUUGGCUGGCGCCAACAUGUAAUGCAGGAUUAAUUGCGGUAACCUUGUCUCUGGCACUGACAAAUACUAGGCGCAUCCGCACGGAUUGCUCUGACAUCGCUUCGUCGAUGUUUGCUUCAAACCCAUAAUCCCAAUUAAUUGACUAGCAGUCCCGAUCUAUAAUCUAGAAGCUUCAACAUACUUGUG